CCAACUUUUUCUUUCACGCUCAUCUCAUUUUCUUCUGCAGUAACUCUUCUUUCUCUUUCUUAGGGUUAGGGUUUUCCCUCUUCUUCUCCCUUCAUUCUUUGUCCCAAUGGCUCAGCAAGACGCACAAAAUGGCGUGACGGAGAAUGCCGCUGCUGCGGUGUCUUUCCUUGCCGUGAAGCCGCAGCUUCUGGUCGAAGCUCCUAAAGCAAACGACGCUGUUUCCUUCUACAAGGCUGCGUUUGAUGCAGAGGAAGUUGCUCGUGCGCUCAACCCCAAGCGCAAAGCUGACCACGAGCUUCCUCUCAUACUCUCGGCUGAGCUCAAAAUUGCUGGCUCCACCAUUAUCGUCGCUGACCUCGUCGAUGACUCUGCUUCCCCCUUGAAGGCGGGUGGAAACGGUGUCGUUUUGUGUUUGGAGACCGAGGACGUUCAGGGGGCCGUAGCUAAAGCGGUGAGUGCUGGGGCUGUUGUGGAGGAGGAAGUGGCCGAAAUUGAAGGCGCGUGCUGCGGUGGGCGCGUGGUGAAGGUUAAGGACCCUUAUGGUUUUGUCUGGCUCUUGUGCUCUCCUGGGAAGAAAAGUGUUGACGUGGAAGCUUAAUGUGUGUUAGAUCAGUUUGUUUCUGACAGUUGGGAUUUUCAGUUUGUUUUAGUUGUAGCAGUUAUUAGGGUAAUGAUCAGCUUGUCUAGAGAAUGUCUUUAGGAUUUGAGUGAGUUAUUAAUCUAAUGGUUGGGACUCUAUAUGGAGUAUUUUGAAACUCUGGUAAUUUCUUCUUAAUGUUAAUGAUCAAAGCUGACCCAGAAAAAAGUAAUUGGCUUA
This is a messenger RNA of Vigna angularis (adzuki bean), 817 nucleotides long. RefSeq lists its product as uncharacterized. The record is from RefSeq and is a predicted model, not a curated record. The coding region runs from base 107 to 598 and encodes 163 amino acids. The transcript has 2 exons. Lineage: Eukaryota; Viridiplantae; Streptophyta; Magnoliopsida; Fabales; Fabaceae.